Molecule: messenger RNA, 543 nt
Organism: Dichomitus squalens LYAD-421 SS1
Lineage: Eukaryota; Fungi; Basidiomycota; Agaricomycetes; Polyporales; Polyporaceae
Product: ubiquitin
Exons: 5
Coding region: 112-348 (78 amino acids)
Biological process (GO): regulation of proteolysis; protein neddylation; modification-dependent protein catabolic process
Cellular component (GO): nucleus; cytoplasm
Molecular function (GO): protein tag activity; ubiquitin protein ligase binding
Source: RefSeq, a predicted model, not a curated record
CAACGCCACAGCGACUCGGUCUUGCUGUUCCAUCCUUCUCUAGCCCCCUUACUCCUUAGGGAUCCAUCAGCCCUAAAGUAACAGCGAGAAAUAUUGCUAUAAUCUGCCAAGAUGAUGAUCAAGGUGAAGACGCUUACGGGCAAGGAGAUCGAGCUCGAUAUCGACCCUGAGGAUCAGGUCUCUCGUAUCAAGGAGAAGGUCGAGGAGCAAUCUGGUGUGCCCCCACCGCAGCAGCGGUUGAUCUAUGCUGGUAGGCAAAUGGCGGAUGACAAAGUCGUCAAGGAGUUCAAUAUCGCGGCCGGAGCUGUACUACAUCUAGUGCUUGCGCUCCGUGGAGGCGCUUGCUAGACAUUGAUCAUGAUGAUAUUUUGACAUUGCUAGGAAGGCCUUCGCCGAACGCACUUCCCCUUGACUUGACAAGUGCUUUGGGAAGAAGGUGCGCGUGGGCGGAGAUCAAGGAAUAUAAGAAGUUCAUGUGGUGUAUUCUCUGCAGUGCGUUGUAUCCAUGUUAGACCCAUCACAAUUCGCAACCGCUUUCACUUG